UUUCCCUUUGACCCGGAAGUUAUUGACCGGGAAGUUUUGUUUCUUUCCGUUCCAUGUGGUUGAAAGCGGACCGGGUCUGUUCCCUGCUCCGGCGCCUCACAGGAUGAAGGUGAAAGUGUUGAGCCGGAACCCGGACGAUUAUGUGCGUGAGACCAAGCAGGACCUGCAGCGCGUUCCACGGAAUUAUGAUCCUGCAUUGCAUCCAUUUGAGCUUCCCAGGGAAUAUACACGGGCUCUCAAUGCUACAAAGUUAGAACGGAUAUUUGCAAAACCUUUUGUAGCAUCAUUAGAUGGUCAUAGAGAUGGCGUUAACUGUAUGGCGAAGCAUCCAGAGAGCUUGUCUACAAUUCUGUCUGGGGCAUGUGAUGGGGAGGUUAGAAUUUGGAACUUAAUGAAGCACACCUGCAUCCGUACAUUACAAGCACAUGAGGGCUUUGUGAGAGGAAUGUGCACCCGUUUUUGUGGUACCUCUUUCUUCACUGUUGGUGAUGAUAAAACAGUGAAGCAUUGGAAAAUGGAAGGGCCAGCUUGCGGGGAAGCAGAAGAACCAAUAAAUACAAUUCUUGGAAAGACAGUGUACACUGGAAUUGAUCACCAUUGGAAGGAUCCUGUUUUUGCUACUUGUGGUCCUCAAGUUGAUAUUUGGGACGAACAGAGAACUAGUCCUUUAUGUUCAUUGACGUGGGGAGUUGACAGCAUCAGCAGUGUUAAAUUCAAUCCAGUUGAGAUGUAUAUUUUGGGAAGCUGUGCUUCGGACAGGAGUAUUGUGCUAUAUGAUAUGAGACGGUCCACUGCACUAAAGAAGGUUAUCUUGGAUAUGAGAACAAAUACACUUUGCUGGAAUCCUAUGGAAGCAUUCAUUUUCACUGCAGCCAAUGAGGAUUACAACUUGUAUACUUUUGAUAUGAGAUUUCUUGACAAGCCCUUAAUGGUUCAUAUGGAUCAUGUGUCUGCAGUUCUUGAUGUUGAUUACUCCCCUACUGGAAAAGAAUUUGUUUCUGCAAGCUUUGAUAAAUCUAUUCGCAUUUUUCCUGUAGACAAAAGUCAUAGCAGAGAGGUCUACCAUACAAAGCGGAUGCAGCAUGUGAUCACUGUAAAAUGGACAUCUGAUAAUAAAUAUAUCUUGUGUGGUUCUGAUGAAAUGAACAUUCGUCUAUGGAAAGCUAAUGCUUCUGAAAAACUUGGUGUGCUUGCUCCUCGAGAGAAAGCAGCUCUGAACUACAAUCAAAAAUUGAAAGAAAAAUUCCAGCAUCACCCCCAGAUCAGGCGUAUAAGUCGCCAUCGGCACUUGCCAAAGAUUAUCCACAGCCAGGCCAAGGAGCUACGCAUUAUGAGGGAAGCUCGUCGGCGAAAGGAACUGAAUCGCCAGAAACAUAGCAAGCCUGGAUCUGUAGAAGUUGUGUCAGAGAAGAAAAAACAUGUUGUGGCUAUAGUGGAGUAAUACUUCAACCAGAUGUACUGUUUGAAUACUUAAGGACAAUGUGUACAUUCUCUCAUUGCAAAAUCAGAUUCCAGUACUGUAUUUCUUUAAAAGUUGUAUCUUCAUUUGUCAAUGUGAAAAAAAAUCAGUUUCUAUAAAUAA
This is a messenger RNA of Pogona vitticeps (central bearded dragon), 1582 nucleotides long. It is a transcript of the gene DCAF13, whose product is annotated as DDB1 and CUL4 associated factor 13. Gene Ontology annotation, cellular component: small-subunit processome; nucleolus. Gene Ontology annotation, molecular function: protein binding. The record is from RefSeq and is a predicted model, not a curated record. Gene Ontology annotation, biological process: maturation of SSU-rRNA from tricistronic rRNA transcript (SSU-rRNA, 5.8S rRNA, LSU-rRNA). NCBI's taxonomy places the organism in Eukaryota, Metazoa, Chordata, Lepidosauria, Squamata, Agamidae.